CAAAACAUAAUGCUGUACUAUUUUUGGCAACAGGGAAAGGGCCUCCCUGUGAAAACAGAAAGCAGUGUAUUUCUCAGUUACAUCACUUUGCAAUCUAAUGCUGUGUUGUGCUCAGUGUUUUUGUGGUGAUGCAAGUCUUUCUUUUUUUUUUUUUUCUUCCUUCAGCCGGUUGGAUUUUCCCCAUCUUACAGCACCUCGCAGGUCUCUUCUCUCAGCAGUACGUUGCCUGAGUGAGUGGAAAUACACAGAUCAGCUGCAGGUUUCUGUCUACAGAAACAGAGUGAAAGAGAAAGAAAAGGGUUGGGAAAGCAGAGACAAAUAUUGACCUGGACUUAUAGAAAGACAUCCAAUGGCUGAAUAAAGAACCCCUGUUCAUGUUUUGGGAUAUUCUUUCAACUGGCUGGAACGAGAGCGGAUCAAAAGAAUGGGAAAUGCCAGCAGACCCUUUAGAAGAAUUGCUUAUUUCUUAUGCCUUUUAUCUGUGCUUUUGCUGACUGAAGGGAAGAAACCAGUGAAGCCAAAAUGUCCUGCCUGGUGUACUUGUACCAAAGAUAAUGCUUUAUGUGAAAAUGCCAGAUCUAUUCCUCGCAGCGUUCCGCCUGAUGUUAUCUCACUAUCCUUUGUGAGAUCUGCUUUUACUAAAAUCCCAGAAGGGAGUUUUUUGCUCACACCAUCUCUGCAGCUUCUGUUGUUUACCUCCAACACUUUUGAUGUUAUUAGUGAUGAUGCUUUUAUGGGCCUUCCUCAUCUAGAAUAUUUGUUCAUAGAGAACAACAGCAUUAAGUCAAUUUCAAGAAAUACUUUCAGAGGACUGAAAUCUUUAAUUCACCUGAGUCUCGCAAAUAAUAAUCUCCAAUCGCUUCCAAAAGACAUAUUCAAAGGCUUGGAUUCUUUAACAAAUGUAGAUCUUAGAGGCAAUGCAUUUAAUUGUGACUGCAAACUGAAGUGGUUAGUGGAGUGGCUGGGCAGCACCAAUGCAACUGUGGAAGACAUUUACUGUGAAAGCCCACCAGAAUAUAAGAAGCGCAAAAUCAAUAGCCUCUCACCGAAAGAAUUUGAUUGUAUUAUUACAGAAUUUGAAGUUUAUCAGUCCCUGCCAUACCAAUCUCUGUCAGUAGAUACUUUCUCAUACAUGAAUGAUGAACAUGUGGUUAUUGCUCAGCCCUUCACUGGAAAAUGCAUCUUUCUCGAAUGGGACCAUGUAGAAGUGAUGUUCAGGAAUUAUGACAACAUAACAGGUACUUCAACUGUUGUGUGUAAACCCAUAGUUAUUGAGAGUCAGCUAUAUGUCAUUGUCGCACAGCUGUUUGGAGGCUCCCACAUAUAUAAAAGAGAUAUUUUUGCUAAUAAGUUUAUAAAAAUUCAAGAUAUUGAAAUCCUUAAAAUACGAAAACCCAAUGACAUUGAAACGUUCAGGAUUGCUGAAGACUGGUAUUUUGUCGUUGCAGACAGUUCAAAAGCUGGUUUCACCACUGUUUACAAAUGGAAUGGGAAUGGAUUUUAUUCCCAUCAGUCUCUGCAUGCCUGGUACAGAGAUACUGAUGUGGAGUAUCUUGAAAUAUCCGGCAAACCGCAUUUAAUUCUGUCAAGUAGUUCCCAAAGACCUGUAAUAUAUCAAUGGAACAAAGGAACAAAUGAAUUUGUUAAGCGUUUUGAUAUCCAAGACAUGGAAGAUGCAUAUGCAGUGAAACAUUUCAAGGUGAAAGAGGAUGUAUACAUUUGUUUAACAAGAUUUAUUGGGGACUCUAAAGUAAUGAAAUGGGGUGGUUCAGCAUUUCUGGAUUUACAAAGGAUGCCAUCCCGAGGGUCAAUGGUAUUCCAACCACUUCAGAUAAGUAAUUAUCAAUAUGCCAUUCUUGGAAGUGAUUAUUCUUUCACUCAAGUCUAUUAUUGGGAUGCUGAGAAAGCAAAAUUUGUGAAGUUUCAAGAAUUAAACAUACAGGCACCAAGAUCUUUCAUACAUGUCUCCAUCGAUAAACGAGAUUUUCUCUUUGCUUCAAGUUUUAAGGGAACUACAUUGAUUUAUAAACAUGUCAUAGUUGACUUAAGCGCAUGACACUCAUAAUUCUGAGAUUACAUCAGACUUUCUACCAUACGUGGACAAAAUGAACUAAAUGCAUGAUGACGCUCUUAUCUUACUUCCAAAUGAAUGCCUUUAAAAGUUGAGAUUGCUAGAACAAAGUAUUACUAGUAUCUUCAUCUUUAAUUGUCAAGUCUAGUGGUGUUGGAAGUUGCAUUUUUUAACAAAAAGAAAUUAAAUUAACUGUUCUUUGCAUCCACAGUAUGUAAAUAUGUCUGCAACUGCAUCUGUUGCUAUAAAGAAUAUUAAGAUGUACUUUUCCAUUUAUUUAUUCACCUGUUUGAAACAACUGCCAAAUAAAAUGUUUACAUUUUGUGUCUUUCACAUUCCAAAUAUUAUUUGCAGGUUAUAGUUUUAUUUGUGUAUAUGUUAUACACAUAUAAAAUAAACCCAAGAAAGUAUGUUGCCCAAUGCUGAGUUGUACUGCAUUGAAGAUGCACAGUAUGAUCAGGUGGGUUUUACAUAUACAAGAAGUUCUUGAUGAAAAUGCAAUAUAGAAUCACAGCCCUAUAAAUGGUAACCUGAACACAUCUUUGCGUUUAGAUGAAGAUUCACUCAUUCAAACUGGACUCCAUCCAGAAAAAAUUGUUCAAUUAUAUAGACCCAGUUGUAGGAUGGGGCUUUGUACUGUGUGUAGUUGAAAGUAUCUAACUGUUGAAAAAAAAAUGACAGAGAAAUCAUCAGCAUGAAAGCUGAUGUGAAGGUCUUUCUUCCUCCGCCUCAUGUUGAAGCAGCACAGAAUGAAUCUCAGGUAUGACACUUGGGCUGUCGUGCUGAAAGCUAGAAGCACAGAUUAUUUUGCAGCUAACAUCAUUUCUGUAUCUGAGCUGUCACUUAUCACUUGUGUGAUUUCUGUGUAUCACUGUCAAAUCUUUCCACUCUAAUUGCAAUUAUUUAACAUUCAGUGAACUUCUCCAUUAUUCUGAGUAAGGGUAGUGAAAGUGAAAUAGUUUUUUCCAAUAUCCUUCAAUGAAAUUUGGUAACAGAUACUCCUGAAAUAACAGGAAUUUUGAAUGUGGCAAAACAAAUUCAGUUGGUGUAACAUCUGAAGCUCCAAGGAAGUUACCUAUGUCUGUUAAAUUACACUCAGGAAGACUGUGCAAAUUGAUCUUGAAGUUAUCAAGCCUUGUGCUUCACUGCUGUCUUUAAGAUAUACACAUAAACACUAUGUAUGUUUAUAUACAUUUCUAAUAUUUCUCACACUGAUUGGUAAAUAAGAUUUACAUGACGCAUGUCAGCUAAUGACACAAGCUGAUUCUGCAAGCUUGCAGGCUCCCUUUACUCAUAGAGAUCCCAAAAUGGCAGAGCAGUUUCAGGCUUGGUCGCUUUUCUUUUGCUUAUGGUGCUGCUAAGAGCAUCUGUUAGAACAGCAGACAAAAAAUCAUUAAGAAAAAAUGCAUAUAACAUAUACUUAAAGAAGCCAACCCUGAGCAGAGUGCUUCUAUAAUAAAGAAUAGCGAUUUUUUUACAUUAAAUAUUAUAAAAAAAAAAAAUAUCCUGUGUGAACAAUGCUACUCUGUUAUUUUUUCUGAUGCCUUUUUAUCCACAGCUUACUAUGCUUUCAUCAGUAUUUGUCUUAAAAAUACUUACUGCAUAUAUACUUAUAGUGUGACUAGAAAGAUUUUAAAGAUGUUGCCCAGUUGAAAGCACCUCCAUUUUAUUACCAAGUUAUAUUUCCAAAAACCAUCCUGAUAAAUCAUCACUCACUUGACAAGCUUCCUUCACAAGUUCUUAGCUUUUAUAUGAGCAUGAUUUCCAACCCCAGAUGAAUCUAAAUAACUUUGUAUUAUUUUGGAAUGUUGGCUGCACAAUGGUGAUUGCCGGCUUAUUUUGUUCAUCUUACAUUGUCUCUUCUUCAAUCCACCUUGCAUGGCAAAGGAAUGAUCUACAAUCUAACAGUAAAUCAUGAAGUGUUUUCUACUUCAUUUUGUUCUAUGUUUUGGUCUUUUACUCAAGAUCCUAUUGAAUUAUGUGCACUGAUUUUGAUCUGAUUUCUCCCAUUAUACUUGCCUACAUGCACCCUCUAUCAAAUUAUAUAAAUAAUGGCUAUGUAUCUGUCUCAUUAUGGACAUAUUUUGGACAUCUGGCUGAAUUUAAGUGGAGUUAGAUAACCUUGCUAAUCUGCCACCAACAUCUAUUUACAAACUGUGUAGUAUCUUUUGAACCCUAUACUGCAAUAUAUUGCUUCACAAUUUUACCUUGAGAAGGUUAUGUUUCAUGGCACUAUAGAGACAACAAGCUAUAUGCCCUAUGCUACAGUAGUGCUAUAAUUUUUUUUCAUGACUUAACCUUUUCUAAAAUAACAUGAUGGAUUUAUGGGAAUUCAGUUACUCCUGAACUUGAGGAGUUGAAAAGCAUGAAAGAAUAUGAGCCACUAGAAUUUUACAUUCCUGAUAUGAAUGAAACUAGCUACAGUACAGUAUAGGAUGAUACAGGAUUUAUCUGCUGAAGUAUUCAACGGAAUUAUUAGUUUGGUUGUUCCUUCACAAAAUUUUACCUGUGGUCAAGCACUAAUAAUUCGGGACAUUUUUGAUGCUUAUGUCAUUUUUGGAAAGUCAACAAAUCACUAUAAAAUGCUAAAUCUAAAUCUCUUUUCUUCUGAAAAUCAUGCUCUACAGGCAACUGAUGUCAGGCAUAGAUUCAAAGGGACUACAGCUGCUUUGUUGUUGUGCAUGUAGAGCAUUUAUUGUACCCCAUAAGGAAUUGGGGUAUUUUUAGAACAGUGCUCAUGAUAGUUAAUCCUUAAUGUAGAAGAGCAUAAAGGCUCAUUAGGAGGCUCUCCAUGGUGUCUCUUCCUAACUUCAGAGACUGAUCAUUUUAACAACUCUGAGUAUAAGGCCAUAUCCCACCCUGGCUCUGUGUUCAGAAUUCCUCCUGAGGUCAUUGAAAGCCCCAGGCAAAAACCUAAAAUAGGGUCUUUUACUAUAUAUAUGUUUACACUUUUUUAAAAAACAUUGUUUAAAAAAAGAAUCCCUUUCUUACAGCCCAGGGUAUGUUACUGUGGCUGCCUGGUUGUCUUCUGUGGUUGUAAUGGAUUUUCUAACCUCCCUAAUCAUUUUGUUUAUGACUGACAGAAUAUGUAAAGUACUAAAAGUACUACAGAAGACAAUAUUGAAGUUUAUUAAUGGAUGCUGCUGAUCCUUAAUACAGCUAAGUCAUGUUAAUGUCUAAGACAGAAACAACCGUUAAUGGAAUUGUAUUGUAUUCCUACAACUACUAUUAUAUUUUGAAAGGAGCACAAAUAUAAAAGACUAUACAAUUCUCUGCUCUGAAAGUGAUAUAUAAAAUACAUUCAGAAUAUCUGAUACUA
This is a messenger RNA of Anas platyrhynchos (mallard), 5390 nucleotides long. It is a transcript of the gene LGI1, whose product is annotated as leucine rich glioma inactivated 1. NCBI's taxonomy places the organism in Eukaryota, Metazoa, Chordata, Aves, Anseriformes, Anatidae. The record is from RefSeq and is a predicted model, not a curated record. Gene Ontology annotation, molecular function: protein binding.